Messenger RNA from Oncorhynchus gorbuscha (pink salmon), 773 nucleotides. RefSeq names its product 7-methylguanosine phosphate-specific 5'-nucleotidase-like. Lineage: Eukaryota; Metazoa; Chordata; Actinopteri; Salmoniformes; Salmonidae. The record is from RefSeq and is a predicted model, not a curated record. Gene Ontology annotation, cellular component: cytoplasm. The transcript has a single exon. Bases 182 to 679 code for a protein of 165 amino acids. Gene Ontology annotation, molecular function: 5'-nucleotidase activity; magnesium ion binding.
CUGCAAUGCAGAGGAGGGGCCAUGACACUAGCUAGAUCCAUCGAGGAGGAACCGCCCCUGCAAUGCAGAGGAGGGGCCAUGACACUAGCUAGAUCCAUCGAGGAGGAACCGCCCCUGCAAUGCAGAGGAGGGGCCAUGACACUAGCUAGAUCCAUCGUUUGGAUCUUUGAACUUUUCUUGAAUGAAACAACAUCUCUCUAGAAAAAUGAUCCCAGAGCUGUCCAGUCCCUCAGUGUGUAUGAGGGACCCUCAGAGGGUGGAAGAGAUCAUCAAGGCCAUACAGAAGGCUGGCACCAGCACGAUUCAGGUGAUUUCAGACUUCAACAUGACCCUCACACGGUUUGCCUACAAUGGGAAGCGGUGCCCUCCCAGUCACAAUAUCCUGAACAACAGCAGGCUCAUCAGUGAGGAGUGCAAAGCACAGCUGAAGGACCUGCUCAACACAUAUUACCCCAUCGAUUCCAAACGGACAGCGGAGGAGAUGGUGGAGUGGUGGACUAAAGCCCAUACUCUUCUGGUGCAGCAGCGCAUCAGGAAAGACCUGCUGCAGGAUGUGGUGAAGGAGUCCGAUGCUAUGCUCAGGGAGCUCUACCAGCUGUUCUUUGACCACAUGCAGGAGCACAGCAUCCCUCUGCUCAUCUUCUCUGCUGGGCUAGGAGACGUGCUGGGGGAGUGUUGAACAAAUCAAAAUAUAGUUUGUAUUUCAGGUUCUUCGGGGUGGCCGCCAUUUGCCUUGAUGACAGCUUUGCGCGCUCUUGAUAUUCUCUCAACCA